AUGCUUGUCUCCGCAAUCCCAGAGCACCUCCAGCAGUGCCCCCGAAAGAUCGCUGCCAAGACACCACCUGGCUUUCAACCUCCUUUCCCAGCUUAUAGCGCCAGCUUCCCCAAGGACACGAAAGAUCUCGUCUUCGCUGUUAUCGGUGCCCAGUACACCUCUCAAUCCAACGCUGAUGGCGCCGCCGUCGCCCAGUUGACCAAGUUCACCACCUCCAAAGCUGUCGACGCCGUGGCCCGCCCGCAGUUCGCCGAGUGGGCGUCCGUCACCGACAACAAGGGCUACUACAACGUUGCUCACCUCGCAUACUGGCCGAGCAAGACAGCCUACGAGAAAUGGGCCGUCGACUCAGGGUUCCAACAAUGGUGGGAGGAGCUCGAGGCUGGGUCACACAGCAACGGAUGGUUCCUCGAAAUCUUCUUCCCAACAAUCGACCGGUUCGAGACGGUGUUUUCCAAUAAUGAAGUGCCUGAGGGUGCAGCACACAUGAGAGAAUGUGUUAGGGGCCCGAUCCAGGAGCAUGUUUACUGGGGUAGCAUGCGUGACCGCAUGGCUGCUGCUCAGGACGAUGAGCUGGCUGGAGAGAAAGUUGAACGACCAGCGACGACUAACCACACCAACGGGACGAACGGUACUAACGGACACACAACAUCGUCAUCUCGCAGAGUCAAGGUCGGUGGUAAGCGCAAUUUGGCCAUCAUUCGCUCCGGCCAAGACUGGUCCGACACUCUGCCCGAGGAGCGUGAGCUCUAUCUCAAUACUAUGCAUCCUGUCCUAAUCAAGGGCAUGAACUUCCUGCGCGACCAAGGAGAGGAAGUUGGAUGUCACAGCUGCCGGUUCAUGGAUCUAAUCGACCCCGUGACGGGCAAGGCCGAUAAGGAUCGCACCUUUGGACUGGCCUUCUUCGAUGAGCUGGGCUCUCUCGAGGGAUGGGCUAAGCAACACUCGACACAUUUGGAAAUCUUUGGAGGGUUCCUGCAGUAUGCAAAGAAGCUGGAGAACAACGUGUCGCUCCGUCUGUUCCACGAGGUUCUGGUACUGAAACCUGAGCAGCAACUGUUUGAAUACGUUGGCUGCCACCCAGGUACUGGUUUGCUGGCUAUAGUUUAG
Messenger RNA from Colletotrichum abscissum, 1110 nucleotides. Its product is annotated as phenylacetaldoxime dehydratase. Bases 1 to 1110 code for a protein of 369 amino acids. The record is from RefSeq and is a predicted model, not a curated record. The transcript has a single exon. Lineage: Eukaryota; Fungi; Ascomycota; Sordariomycetes; Glomerellales; Glomerellaceae.